AUGGCAGCCGCAGCUCUCUCCGCCCGACCCAACCGCCUUGGCUCAGCCUCCGAUGUUCCUCUCCGCCCGCUCUAUCUCCCCACCAAGCUCGAUUCCCUUUUCUUUGCUCCCGGUAAGCCCUGGCGCUCCGCCGCGAUUCUCCUGCCCACGCGGCGGCGAUGCGCGGCGCCUCGAGCCAGUUCCCGCGCUGACGAUUCUCCGCCGUUCGACAUGUCCGUGGAGACGGCUCUCAAGGUACUCGGCGUCUCCGAAGGAGCUUCCUUCGACGAAAUACUUCGCGCCAAGAAGUCGAUCCUUGCUUCCCGUAAGGACGACCCCAACGCCAUCUCCCAGGCGGAGGCUGCAUAUGACAUGCUGCUGAUGCAGAGCCUAAACCAACGCCGAGCAGGCAAAGUUGUGAGCAACAACAUUCGCUACGCCGACGUUAAAUCCGCUAACCCUCUGGGAACGGGUAGGGUGUCUCAGUGGAUGAAGAACCCACCCGUCUCUAUUGAUAUGCCUUCCACGAGCAGUCUCGGAAUACAAGCCGGAGUCUAUGGAGCCAUGAUGGCCUUGACCUACGUGAACGGCAGUUCCUUCGAGUCUUCGGGGGUGCCUUAUGCCGGUGCUGAUGUACCCGGCCUUAUAUUGGCCACCAGCUUCGGAGCUUCCCUAUACUUCAUGACCAAAAGGAACGUCAAGCUAGGGAAAGCAGCUGCGAUAACGGCGGGAGGACUAGUGGUAGGUGCGGUGGUGGGAUCCACCGUAGAGAGCUGGCUCCACGUUGAUGUUGUCCCGUUUCUGGGUCUCCACUCCCCAGCCGCCGUCGUGACUGAAUUCAUAGUCUUCUCUCAGUUCUUGGUGUCUCUCUGCUUACGGUAG
This is a messenger RNA of Thlaspi arvense, 861 nucleotides long. NCBI's taxonomy places the organism in Eukaryota, Viridiplantae, Streptophyta, Magnoliopsida, Brassicales, Brassicaceae. The record is from the annotation of a GenBank genome assembly.